AUGCUGCUCCUGCUCGCCGCGCUGCUGGCCGCCGCCUGCCCGCUGCCGCCCGCCCGCGGCGGGGCCGUGGACGCGCCGGGCCUCGGCGGGGCGCCCCCCAACGCCUCCGUGAACGCGUCGUCCGCGGGCGAACCCGUCGCCCCGCGGCUGCUGGCCUCGGCGGCUCCCGGGCCCCCCGAGCGCCCGGGCCCGGAGGAGGCGGCGGCGGCCGCGCCGUGCAACAUCAGCGUGCAGCGGCAGAUGCUGAGCUCGCUGCUCGUGCGCUGGGGCCGCCCGCGGGGCUUCCAGUGCGACCUGCUGCUCUUCUCCACCAACGCGCACGGCCGCGCCUUCUUCGCAGCAGCCUUCCACCGCGUCGGGCCGCCGCUGCUCAUCGAGCACCUGGGGCUGGCGGCCGGCGGCGCGCAGCAGGACCUGCGCCUCUGCGUGGGCUGCGGCUGGGUGCGCGGCCGCCGCCCGGGCCGCCUGCGGCCCGCCGCCGCCGCCUCCGGGGCGCCCACCGCGCUGCCCGCCUACCCCGCGGCUGAGCCCCCCGGGCCGCUGUGGCUUCAGGGCGAGCCGCUGCACUUCUGCUGCCUGGACUUCAGCCUGGAGGAGCUGCAGGGUGAGCCGGGCUGGCGGCUGAACCGCAAGCCCAUCGAGUCCACGCUGGUCGCCUGCUUCAUGACCCUGGUCAUCGUCGUGUGGAGCGUGGCCGCCCUCAUCUGGCCGGUGCCCAUCAUCGCCGGUUUCCUGCCCAACGGCAUGGAGCAGCGUCGGACCACCGCCAGCGCCGCCGCCGCCGCCGCCCCCGCCGCGGUGCCCGCGGGGACCACCGCCGCCGCCGCUGCAGCCGCUGCCGCCGCCGCCGCCGCCGCCGCGGCCGUCACCUCGGGGGCGGCGGCCAAGUGACCCGCCCCGCUCCUCCCCGCGUCAGCCCUGUGGCCGCGCUCUCGGGUGCCUUUCCCGCCGGGAGACUCGGCCCGUGUGCUUCGUGCUGUAGUGACCGUUAGUUCUCCUUCCCGGGAGGGGGCCGCCGGAGGGGCCCCAGCGGCUUGGCCCAGCGACCUGCGUGCCGCGCGUCGUUCCGAAAGGCAGGUGCCAGCCCUUGCGCCGAAGGGUGGGAUCCGCAGCUAGGAGAACAGACAGGGGGGAGACGGGGCCCUUUCCCCUCUAUUGUAUCCCCCUGCCCCCCUCCCUCCCCGCACCCACGUGCCCUAUAUUCAUGGCAGAAAAUGACCAAAUCCUGUGUAUUUGUUUUAUAUAUUUAAUACCUGUUUUAAAUGAAAGU
Messenger RNA from Enhydra lutris kenyoni (northern sea otter), 1270 nucleotides. It is a transcript of the gene TMEM158, whose product is annotated as transmembrane protein 158. Gene Ontology annotation, molecular function: peptide binding. Lineage: Eukaryota; Metazoa; Chordata; Mammalia; Carnivora; Mustelidae. The transcript has a single exon. The record is from RefSeq and is a predicted model, not a curated record. Bases 1 to 891 code for a protein of 296 amino acids.